Paramuricea clavata is the source of this 1225-nucleotide messenger RNA. Lineage: Eukaryota; Metazoa; Cnidaria; Anthozoa; Malacalcyonacea; Plexauridae. The record is from the annotation of a GenBank genome assembly.
AUGACUAAUGAAAAACAUAAAUCUAAACUGAUCUCCCUCAUUGAUGAACUAAUGUCCGAAAUAGAUCUUAAACCUCUUCACCCAAAAAACAAAAUUUUACUUUACAGUCGUUAUGUUUUGUCGAAACUACCCUGGCAUUUUACUGUUGCUACGAUAUCUAAAACUUGGGUAGUCGAAAAUAUCGAUUCUCCGGUGAACAAGUACGUCCGAAAAUGGCUGGAAGUACCUAUAUCUGGAACAUUAAGUAACAUCUUUCUAACCCGUAAUAAGUUUGGUCUAAAUAUCAUCCCUGCAUCCGUCAAGUUCAUUCAGUGUCAAACAGUUCUAUGCAAUGCCCUAAAAACAUCUCCAAACGAUUCAAUUAACGAACUGUGGAAGUCAACUAAUAAUCAUACUAACAUUCAAUACGAUAGCUACAAUUCAACUAAAGAAGUUUUAAAAACUUUCCAUUCUCAACAAGAAAAUAAACUUAGGGACCAUUUGAAAUGUCAAGGUUACUUUUUCGAAAAUGUUUCUAAAUUCUCCCUAUCACAACCUAACGCAAUCUGGUCGGUAUUGCAAUCAAAGCUACCAAAGAACAUUUUCAACUUUACAAUUCGCUAUAGGAAUUAUUAAUACCCUUCCUACCCGAACGAACCUCAGUAGAUGGGGAAUUUCAUCAAGUUCUGACUGCUCGUUCUGCUUACACCCUGAAUCACUUCUGCACGUUGUUGCCGGUUGUCAACAUUACUUGGAACGAUUUACUUGGAGACACGAUUGCAUACUAAAGUCUCUUGCAAAAACCUUUCAAAGUUUAAACGAAUGCAAAUUACUUGUUGAUCUUCCUGGAUUUGAAAGCCCCUCGAUUAUUACGGGUGAUGAAUAUCGUCCUGAUUUACUUGUCUCCACUUCAGACAAACACCUCUACGUUGUUGAACUUACCGUAGGCUUUGAAUCAAACCUCACAAACAAUGUUAACCGCAAGAAAGCUAAAUAUAAGAACCUAAUUAGAGAACUAGAUCAAAACUUUACAUCUGUUAAAUUUAUAAAUCUUUCAGUCAGUUCGUUAGGGGUGUUUGACAAAGAAUGCCAUACAUUCGUAAAAAUGCUAAAUGAGUUAGGACUGGAUAAUCAACACCAACAAUAUUGUAUCAGAAAAAUGAUAUCUAUUGCCAUCCGAUCAACGUACUACAUAUUUUGCUGUAGAAAUAAAGAAUGGACAAAUCCCGAACUAAUGAACAUUUAA